CCAAGAUUGUGGAGUCCGAAACGCGUAGACAUCGUGGAUCUUGUAUGAGAUUUGUGUUUGGAUAAUAUUUUUUUUUAUUGUUAUUAAUAAAGCUAUAAGAUUUUAUGAGAAGCUGGACCACAAGUUUUUUCUUUGGAUUACGUUUGUAUACAGUCAAGUCCGGACGGGGCCAGAGCUUCUGUGAAGGCAGCAAAGGAGGCAUCAUGAUAAGAAGACUAAACACUUGGAAAAUCUUUAAAUCAGGUCUUCUAAGUGUGAUAUGUUUCGCAUUGUUUUACAUGUUUGAUGGACUCAACAUCAUGUUGGACACAUGGAACCAGUUCCAACAUCAUGUCCAUCUUCAUUCCUUCACAAGUCAUAUCAUUAUCCUGAACUCUUCACCCUCUGCCACAAAUCACUUGCGAGUAUAUCCUUAUCCACAUCCUUACAGGUUUCUAAUUAACCAACCCAGAAAAUGUCUGACACGGAAUCCAUUCCUACUUCUCCUGGUGAUCGGAGAGAGUCAGGAUGUGAAAGCUAGAGACACCAUACGGAUGACUUGGGGAAAUGUAAGCAACUAUAGAGAUGUUGACGUUAUGAUGCUCUUCUUGGUUGGCAUCUCUCCUGUUAUGACUGGGGCCAUACAGAGGCUCCUUGAAGAGGAAAGUACCAUUUAUGAGGACAUUGUUCAACAGGACUUCCUGGAUACCUAUCAAAAUCUAACUCUGAAAACUUUAAUGGGUAUGGAGUGGGUGACAGAUUUCUGCCCUAAUGCCUCCUAUGUGAUGAAGGUGGACAAUGAUGUCUUUCUCAAUGUCAACUAUUUGGUCCACCAACUUCUCCAUCCAGACCUUUCACCUCGUACUAAUUAUGUAACUGGGUAUAUUCUAUGCCAUACAGGGCCUGUACGGGACAAAGAAAGCCAAUGGUACAUAUCUGAGGAAGUUUACCCUGGGGACACAUACCCACCAUACCCUUUAGGGGCAGCAUACGUGUUCUCAGGAGAUAUGGCCCAAAAGAUCUAUAAAGUAGCUCAAGAAAUCAGAGUCUUUGGCAUCGAAGAUGCUUUUAUUGGCAUUUGUUUGUACAAACUGAAUAUUUUACCCACAAACACACCAAGAAAUAUGUUUAAUGGUCGCAAGAUCGAUUUUCAUCCCUAUACGUUUUGUAAUCUGGUCAUGGUUCACAAUUAUAAGGAUAAUGACUUGAAAAAAGUUUGGCAACAGUUGUGGAGAAAGGGGGUGUUUGUGUGUUAAUUGGGACAGAACACGUAGGUUGUAAUUAUCUCCAUAAGGGAUAUGCAUGAUUGGUAGGUGUGGGCUGAACAGAUUAUUUGGCUUGGCUGCAUGGGCAUGAUGCUUUUAUACAGAGAGAGAAGCAGCUAUUCUACCUCCAUGAUGCCAAUUAUCCCAAAGAACUGAGCACAUGAUAACCUUUCCGAACUUUGUUUUAGAUCCAUUAUUGGUGGAUCCGGAUGAAAUCAGGGCAUUAGAGCACAUGGAUGUUAUCAAUAAGCAUCCUCUGCUUGGGAACCCUUUCAAGAGCCAUAACAAAGAAAAUCCCCACUGCAAAUGCAUUACCAGCUACA
This is a messenger RNA of Bufo bufo (common toad), 1567 nucleotides long. Its product is annotated as beta-1,3-galactosyltransferase 2-like. Gene Ontology annotation, cellular component: membrane. Gene Ontology annotation, molecular function: N-acetyl-beta-D-glucosaminide beta-(1,3)-galactosyltransferase activity. The coding region runs from base 105 to 1235 and encodes 376 amino acids. NCBI's taxonomy places the organism in Eukaryota, Metazoa, Chordata, Amphibia, Anura, Bufonidae. The record is from RefSeq and is a predicted model, not a curated record. The transcript has 2 exons.